This is a messenger RNA of Funneliformis caledonium, 483 nucleotides long. The record is from the annotation of a GenBank genome assembly. NCBI's taxonomy places the organism in Eukaryota, Fungi, Glomeromycota, Glomeromycetes, Glomerales, Glomeraceae.
AUGUCAAAUAUACCUUUACUGAGAAAUGCCUUUCUCAGAAAAACAGAUAUUAAGUUUAAUUAUGAAGAAUUAGCAUCAAUAUCUUAUAACAAACUCAUAGAAAUUUUAAACAUUACUGGAAAGAGCAAACCAAAGUUUGAUGGAAAAGCUUUCUUUAGAUCAUUAGGCACAGAAGUCUUAGCACAAGAAGAUGGAAUUCUAAAUAUACGUGAAAAGAGGCAAGGCAAUCUGAGAAAAUUAGAAUACUGCAUAAAAGUAAUUCUAACAGCUUUGUAUAUUUCACUUUCUACUACUGCAAAUGCUAGAAUUAUAGAUAUCGAAACUUAUUGUUUACAAUCUAACAGAUUUCAACUCACUAUAUCAGCAUCAAAAUAUCUUUUCAAAGAUACAAUUAUAACAAUAGACUUACAGGAUAUCGAGAUACCAAGGACUGUGAAAGCUUUCUCAAAACUUAUAACAGCUAUAAAAGUUAUUUUAUCUUGA